Carya illinoinensis is the source of this 678-nucleotide messenger RNA. RefSeq lists its product as uncharacterized. The transcript has 2 exons. Bases 186 to 614 code for a protein of 142 amino acids. The record is from RefSeq and is a predicted model, not a curated record. NCBI's taxonomy places the organism in Eukaryota, Viridiplantae, Streptophyta, Magnoliopsida, Fagales, Juglandaceae.
UACCAAAGCACUUCUACGCGGUGGUGGGACAAAUUUUGUAAAAGAAUUUAACCAAAUAUUAACGCAGCAGGAAGCCGGAAAGAUGCAGGCACCAUUUCUGCCAAUUCAUUUAGCAAAGAAAGCUCGAUCUCUUCGGUACCUCAAAAUCUUUGCCUAAUGCCCCAACAACUAGCAAAUUAUUCUGCAUGGAUUACUUCUCCCGUACUACUUCUUGUCACCGUGCUCAUGAACGUGUCAAUGCCGUAGCAGAAGGGAGAAAUGUGACAUCAGUACUGCCAGAAAACACGGGGGACAAAAAGAAUGCAAGCACUAAUUAUGAGGCCAAAGAUCAAGCACAAAGAAUCAACGAUGAUGAUGAUAUGAGUGGCGUGACAGGUUUUGUGGUCGACACAGCGAGACAAUGCGUUACGAAGGCAAUGGACAGGGCGGAGGAUGUUGGAGAGACGGUUAAGGAGGCAAUGGACAGCGCUUUUGACGUAACAAAGGAAACUACUUCGACCCAAAAUAUGAAAGACACAGUUGUCGUGGUGGCCGAUACUAAUGUAGUUGAUACCACCGAGUAUAGAAGCAUUCAAGAUGCGGCGAAGCAUGCAUUUGAAGGUGCUAGCUCAUGAUGUUUUUGGUGGUCGUGUUGAAACAUGAAAAUUGCGUUGAUGUUGAUUCUGCAUGAGUCUCAAA